GAGACACAUGACAAGAUCAACAUGUGCGGGUGCUACAUGAGAGAACAAAUCCCCUUCUACAAGGAGGUUGACGACACUGAAGAAGACGCCAAGGACAACAAGGACACCGAUGGCGAUGAUCCAGACCAUCCAUUCGCCAGGAGGAACGUCACAACAGUCCCGGGAAGCGCCCAGCUGAUACAAGUACGUGAGUCCAUUUACUUGUUGGUUGAGGUAUCGCCGCGUGUGCGUCAUGACUAGAUGUGUGUGCAUUGCAAUGGGUGGAUGCCUGCCUGCAGGCCAUCCCAAGCAAGUUGAUGGGCCCUCGUCAGUGCCAGCUGUUCUGCCAGGCGGAGAACAACUGCACCUACUUCACCGUCGAAUACAGCAAGUGUGUAGGCAAUCAAGCGUCUUCAUCCCACAAACCCAGGAAGGAACCCAUGUGCUGAUUUGAGUGUGUGUGUGUGUGUGUGCAGGUGUUGGCUGUGGGGCAAGAUAGAGAGAUGGGAGGACAGCUCCAAGCACACCUCGGGGCCUCGUCUGUGCGCCGAGGACAAACUGGCCGUCGGCCUGCGAUGCGACUCAAGUGCGUCAGUGAGGGAGUGAAAGGGAGAGCCAGUGCGAGGGCAUGGGCAUGGGACCACAAUCGAUGAGCUGCUGCCUGUGCUAUGGCUGCAGGUUUCUAUCGUCAGCGGUACACGGCUCUGUCGCUGUUUGUGUUGAAGGUCAAGAACAUCCGUGUGCCGUUCGGGGACGGCUGCCCCGUCGAGAUCAGCUGGGCCUCCCUCUCGUGGAUCCUGGCCGUGGCCGUCCUCCUGCUCGCCACACUCAUCAUCGCCUGCAUCUCUCGUGCGCGAUACGAGAAGCGCACCAAUGUCGUGCGGGUAAUGAUCGCCGCUGUGGCGAUGUGGGACUUUUUGACUGACUGCGCGUUCGUGGCGCGCUCCUGGGAUAAGACGAUGCUAUGGGUGUUUUGGGUUGGGCUCUUCCAUCUGGUGCUGGUGGUUCUGGCGAACUCGCUGGCGCUCAUUUGGUUUAUCAAGGGUGUGGGGAAGCAGGGGACCUACUUCCGGCGGUGGUUCGACAAGCACCGACGGCACAGCCACAUGACCUUCCUGCUCGUCUUCGUGAGCUCGUUUCUGCACCUGGGGGUCCUUCACUUGUUCGCUUCCCGCCUCUUCGGCUGGAGGCUCUUCUCCCUGCAAGUGCACACCCAAAGCCUGCUGACCCUCGAGAUGCUAACACUGGCUGAGGACGUGCCACAAGUCGCUCUGCAGGUGAGUCGACACAUCCAGGAUGGGUGGAUACUACACUGACGGCAUAUGGAUGGUGUGUGUGUGUGUGUGUGAAGGUGUCCUAUGUGCUGCUGAAGCAGGGUGGGGGCGGCCGUGGGAUCCCUUCCGUGACGCUCGUAUCGGUGCUCACGUCGGUCUUCCAGGCAAGCUUCGACCCCGACAAACCCACCCCCACACCGACCGACACCAAUGCACUCACUGCACGCACAACUUGUGCUGCCUUGCCUGUCCUGUCCUCGAUUCAAUUCAGGUGUUGAAGGUGUUGUUAUUCGGCCUCAAGUACAUAUUGGCGUCCGUCUUCCCUAUCGUGGCCGUCAAAAGCGCCAGAUCUGAGGCGGCAAUCUCUCUCUCUCAGGGUGCUGACAUCGCCAAGGAGACCAGCAAGCAGUCGACGGCCAAGGCAAACGACGAGAACAGCAGUCAACCGUCUGUGGCCAGGGAGAGCCAGGAGGGGCCGUGAUGGAUAGACUGCAG
Molecule: messenger RNA, 1748 nt
Organism: Vitrella brassicaformis
Lineage: Eukaryota; Vitrellaceae
Source: the annotation of a GenBank genome assembly